AUGCCAAAUCGGGCCAUCAAUUUGGAGAACAUCACCAGUGUGGGUGUGCGGGGUGCAGAGUGUGCCGUUGUUGCCACCCAGAAGGCGCAAACGGAUCAGUUCGUUGUGGGGUCGACAGCCACCCAAAUGUUUACCAUCAGCAAUGAAAUUGGUUGUGUGAUGACCGGUCGCAUUGGCGACUCACGGGCCCAGGUGGCUACGGCCCGCUACGAGGCGCGACUGUUCCAAACUAAAUUUAACUUCGAGAUGCCAGUAAAUGCGUUGUGUGAUCGCCUGGCCGACAUCAUUCAGGCGUACACACAAAUCGGUGCGAUUCGUCCACUUGCCUGCUCCAUGAUCCUCAUUUCGUGCAAUGAUGAAGUUGGUCCCUGUGUCUACAAACUGGAUCCGGCUGCCAACUAUAGCGGUUAUCGUGCCUGCGCUACGGGUGCCAGGAUGACAGUGGCCCAACGAUAUUUGGAAUGCAACUACAUGAAUAAUAUGUGCGAGAUGAAGGCCAUUAAUCUCGCCAUUCGUACUUUGAAGGCGGCCACGCCCAAUAAACUAAAUGCCGAUGGCAUUGAAAUUGGCCUUUUGAGCAAGACACGUCCCACAUUUCGCACUCUUGUCCCGGAUGAAGUUAAGUUUCAUUGUAAAUACAAUUAA
Drosophila grimshawi is the source of this 645-nucleotide messenger RNA. Its product is annotated as proteasome subunit alpha type-6. Lineage: Eukaryota; Metazoa; Arthropoda; Insecta; Diptera; Drosophilidae. The coding region runs from base 1 to 645 and encodes 214 amino acids. The transcript has a single exon. The record is from RefSeq and is a predicted model, not a curated record. Gene Ontology annotation, cellular component: cytosol; proteasome core complex, alpha-subunit complex; nucleus.